AGCAAUGCUUUUAAACUGUCCUCCCGGUUCAUCUCUUUAAGAUAUUUUUUCAUCUUGCCGUUGAAGCUGGGGAGUCGAAGGGUUGUUAUUAUUAUUUUUUUCUCUCCCUUAUCUUUCUUUCUCCCCUUUGCAGAACUUGGGGAAGGAAGGUCCUCGCGCCCGAAAACCCUCUCGCUUUUCAAGCCUCCCCCUCGCCUUUUAAAAGAAUACGAUCUUAGCGACCUACCUUGCUCUGAUUUUAUUUUUAUUUUAUUUUUUUAAAAGCAUCAGCCGCGUUCUUCUUCUUUUUUUUUUCUUUCCUUGGUGCUGAAACUCUUUCUCUCUCUUUUCGUUUGGAUCUCCGCCCACGGAAAAGAGGGAAAGAAAAAAGAGGGGAAGAAACACCAUGAAGUGUUAAAAAAAAAAAAAAGACAGACAGACAGACAGCAAGAAAGAAAGCCAAACAAUCCUUUUCAAAUCAACGAGGAACCGCUAAGUAACCUUUCCCUAUAAAACUGCCUUUGCGGAGCUGCAGAAAGAGAGAGCGCGAGCGAGAGAGAGAGAGAGCCGCGAGCUCGCAGAGGAGAAAAGGGGAGGGAAGAAAGAGAGAGAGAGUGAGUGAGAGAGAGAGAGAGGAGGGGAGGGGAGGGGAAAGAGAGAAAGAAAAACGAAAGAAAUCGAGGCGGCCGGAUGCAAAAGGCGAGCAAAUAGCACGAGCGAAGAGGAGGAGGAGGAGGAGGCAGCAGCAGCGAAGGCACGGCCGCUCCGCGGGUUGCCGGCUGCAGCCGAGCGGCUCUUUUGUCAAGAGGGGAGCCUCCGAGCCCGGGUGCGAGGCGCUGUUUGCUGCUGCUGCUGCUGCUACUAGCUAGCUGGCUGGCUGGCUGAAUCCCGGCUCUCUCCGGCAGAGCGAGCGAAGCAAGCGGAGGAGGAGCAGAGCGCAGCUCCGGACAGCAGCUUUCCCGAGGCUCCCGCGAGGCGACCCAGCAAACUGGCUCAUCCGCUGGCAAGUCAGAGCAGCCCCCUGGCUCCGGGAGCUCACGCUUUCUGGAGGACGGGCGGCGGCGGCGUUGGCGUUGGCGGCGGCGGCGGCAAGAGGAUGGCAUCGGACCUGGCCCUGCACAGCGCCGACCUGCCCACUAGUCCCUUGGCCAUGGAAUAUGUUAAUGACUUCGAUCUGAUGAAGUUCGAAGUGAAAAAGGAGCCGGUGGAGACGGACCGCAUUAUCAGCCAGUGCGGCCGCUUGAUCGCUGGGGGAUCGCUCUCGUCCACCCCGAUGAGCACGCCGUGCAGCUCGGUGCCUCCGUCGCCCAGCUUCUCGGCUCCGAGCCCGGGCUCCGGCGGCAGCGAUCAAAAAACUCACUUGGAAGAUUAUUACUGGAUGACCGGCUACCCGCAGCAGCUGAAUCCGGAGGCUUUGGGCUUCAGCCCCGAAGACGCGGUGGAAGCCCUGAUCAACAACAGCCACCACCAGCUUCAGAACGCGGCGGCCGCGGCUGGCUUCGAAGGCUAUGCUAGAGGGCAGCAGCUGAGCGGCGGAGGCGGCGGAGGCGGAGGAGGCGGCGGCGGCUCGGGGGGAGCUGUGCCGCCGGACGAGAUCGGUUCGGCGGCCGCCGUGGUGUCGGCGGUGAUCGCGGCCGCGGCGGCGCAGCAGCAGCAACAGCAGCAGCAGAACGGCGGCGGCGCGCCUCACUAUCACCAUCACCAUCACCACCACCCGCCCGGCCACCACCACCACCAUCAUCCGCAGCCGCAGCAGCCGGGCAGCGUGCAGUCUUCGGCCAGCAGCACCAGCAGCAGCACCAGCGGCGGCAGCAGCGGGGGAGGCGGCGGGGGUCUCCACCACCAGCACCACGGUGGCAGCGGCGGCGGCUUGCAUUUCGACGACCGCUUCUCCGACGAGCAGCUGGUGACCAUGUCGGUGAGAGAGCUGAACCGGCAGCUGCGGGGCGUCAGCAAGGAAGAGGUGAUCCGGCUGAAACAGAAACGACGGACCCUGAAAAACCGAGGCUACGCGCAAUCCUGCCGCUUCAAGCGAGUCCAGCAACGGCACGUCUUGGAAUCCGAGAAGAACCAGUUGCUCCAACAAGUGGAACAUCUGAAGCAGGAAAUCUCCAGGCUGGUCCGGGAGAGGGACGCCUACAAGGAAAAAUACGAGAAAUUGGUCAGCAGCGGGUUCCGGGAAAACGGUUCCAGCAGCGACAAUCCCUCUUCUCCAGAAUUUUUCAUGUAUCCAAGAGAAUCCUCUACAACGGUGAUGUGAGAGUUUCCUGUUGCCUGGAGCCUGAUAAGAUAACAUGAUGCCGGUUUGCAGAUGGCUUACAACGAUUUCCUGGCAUGAAGAGUAAAGCUACAAAGCACAAAACAAUGGGGAAAAAUAUAUAUAUAAAAACCUACAGACAAAUGAACUUGGGAUAGAACAAGGAAAAACAAAAGUGAAUUUUCAUGGCGUCGAAGAAUUCUUUAUUUUUCCUCAAGUUUUCUUUUCUUAAAAAAUAAACAAAAAUAAACAAAAGGAACCAAGACAUUCACAGGAACCAUUUCUCUUCAGGUGACAGUACUCAAGCAUGUUCUUUUAUUACAUUUAAAUUGAAAAAAAAAAAAAGAAAAACUGAAUGAACAAUAGUGCUGAGUGAACUGGGGCCAAUGGUGAUGAUAUUUGCUGUACACAUCCAACUUUCCUUAAAAUUCUCAACUUUUAAUCCCUCUGGUGAUUUUACACUCUAUGUGUUUGUAAAGAAACGAGUUCACCCUGCAGUAUUUAGAGAAUGGUUUGCAAAUGUAUCUUUUAAUAUCAUAUUUUAUGGAUAUUGUACUAUAUAUAUAUUUAACUAGAAUGGGCGUAACCUGGACUUCGAGAAUCUUCUCCUUCUAGGCAAAGUGGUUUUCAUUUGCUAUCAAGAAGACUUUUCGAUUAUUUAAUACUUGGGAUUGUUUUACUGAACAUUUAAGUGCAGGAAGCAAAACCAGUCAUGGACUAUUCUCCUUAAGAGAGGAGAAUCCAAAUAACAAACUGAAAUUCCUAGGGGGUUAUUUUAAGUCUUAUGUGUGUUUUAUUUUUCCAAGCGGAGUAUAGAAAUCAAACUUCUCCAAGGGCCAAUUCAACCCAUUGCACAAAAGUAAAUUUUUUUUAGUCCUGCUACCAAGCAUCCAUUAUAGCAGGGAGCAGGGAUAUCCCUGGUGUGUGUACCUGUUUUAAAACAUACAGUCAGGCACUUCACACUUUAUUUUCCUAGCUGUGCACUGAAAACAAACAAACAAACAAAAAAGAAAGCACGGGGGAAGUGGCAUUAUGCUUACCAAAUUGUAAUGUGCAAUUCAGCUUCCGUUUCUUCCCCCCCCCCAAAAAAAUACUUAUUCUCUGACUUUUUCUAGGGCCUCCGUUGGAUAUUUCCUUCUCUAUCUUUUUUUAUUUUAAAUGAGUUCAAACUAUAAUCAUGGCAAACAAAGCUAAGAGAAUUGAGCCUAUCUCUGCCUUUUUUAAAAAAAACAAACAAAAUAGUUCAGACACCAAUCGUAGGAAGCAAAGUUGAGAGAAUUAAGCCUAGCAAAAUUAUGCUCUCCAUUAGCCCCAAUACCAUUUCAUUUAACAGCUAACUAAUCUGCAGCUCUAACCUUCUAGACGAUAGGAUUGGAAGCCUUCCACUAUUGGCACGUUUCUUUCACUCCACCUCCCCAACACCCCCACCCACCCACUCUCCGUCUGAGAGUAUAUAAUCUCUGCACUCUGCGUGUGCUGGUCUUUCUCCUCCUUACUUGCCCUGCCUGCCAAUUCUUUCCUGGAUCAGCUUCUCGCUGAGGUCCCACAAGGCAGCCGCAUCCAUUCCGUUC
Molecule: messenger RNA, 3807 nt
Organism: Pantherophis guttatus
Lineage: Eukaryota; Metazoa; Chordata; Lepidosauria; Squamata; Colubridae
Gene: MAF
Product: MAF bZIP transcription factor
Biological process (GO): regulation of transcription by RNA polymerase II
Cellular component (GO): nucleus
Molecular function (GO): RNA polymerase II cis-regulatory region sequence-specific DNA binding; DNA-binding transcription factor activity, RNA polymerase II-specific
Source: RefSeq, a predicted model, not a curated record